CAGGGACGGGAGGGACAGGAAUUUCCCUUCGACGAUUCUGUGACAAAUCAGCCAAUGGCCCGGCGUGACACGACAACAGUUCACACAAUCUCAAAAAAUCUUGAAUAUCUAAUAACAAAAUGGCUACCCGCGGCGUUUUCUUACGGAAAACCUUGACUUGUUUAAUCUCUCGUUCAAACAACCGAUUGAGAAUGAAUUAUUUGAACUGUGUUCGCUGCCUGUCGCUGUCCUAUGGCACGAAAGCUUCGAAAGCUGGCAGUCCCAAAGAGAAAAACAUUUACGAUGUUGCGAUCGUUGGCGGGGGUGCCAUGGGCUCAUCUUCGGCUUACUUUCUAGCGAGCAGAUUGACACAUGAAAUGGGUAAAAUCUGCGUGAUUGAGCGUGAUCCUACGUACUCAAAUGCAUCAACAACAUUGUCACUUGCAUCAAUUAGACAGCAGUUCUCCUUGGCUGAAAAUGUUCAAAUGUCGCAACAGAGCUUUCGAUUUCUCUCAGAAAUAGACCAACAUUUGGCAGUUGAGGGGUGUGACCCCCCUGACAUCCAACUCAGGAGACAAGGUUAUCUGUUUCUGGCAAGCAAGAACGGGGAAGAAAUACUAAAGAAAAAUCAUGCACUUCAAAGGAAGCUAGACUGCCAUGUCAUUCUUCUUUCACCAAGUGAACUCAGUGAGCGAUUUCCUUGGAUUAACACAGACGGCAUCGCACUUGCUUCAUUGGGUACAGGAAGUGAAGGUUGGUUUGAUCCAUGGUCUUUACUGAAUGCCUUCAAGAGGAAGGCUGUUUCUCUGGACGUGGAAUACAUAACUGGCGAGGCUGUAGACUUUGAUACAGAUUACAAUGGCCAAAUAAACAGCAUUAAGGUGAUAACCAGUUCCUCUCCGAAUAAUGUGCAAACCAUCCACUGUGGAGUCGUGGUUAAUGCUGCGGGUCCGAAAGCAGGGCAUCUCGCAAAGAAGCUUGGGAUACAUUUACCAGUCGAACCAAGAAAGCGGUGCGUGUUUGUGCUAGAUUGCCCAGAAGCACCCGGGAGAGAUGAAAUGCCGCUUGUUGUUGAUUGUACCGGUACAUAUGUUCGCCCUGAAGGAGGAUGUUACAUUUCUGGAUUGUCUCCAGAGAAAGAGGAUGAUCAUGAAUCUUCAGACUUUGAGGUCGACUAUGAUUUCUUUACAGAGAAAAUAUGGCCAAAUCUGGCUCAUAGAAUCCCUGCGUUUGAAUGCGUCAAGGUCCAGAGCGCCUGGGCCGGCCAUUAUGAGUACAACACACUGGAUCAAAAUGCCAUUAUUGGACGACAUCCCCAAAUAAGGAAUCUUAUUUUUGUGAACGGCUUCAGCGGUCAUGGUAUUCAGCAGUCUCCCUCUGCCGGGCGAGCCGUCAGUGAAUUAAUCUUGGACGGCGGUUUUCAAACAAUUGACCUCACAGCACUUGGUUACGAACGUGUUUUAAGGAAUGAACCAAUGAGAGAGCUUAACAUUGUUUAGUUAGUUAAGUAUUAAUUUAUUUAGUGAUUAACCUGUUCCGGGUGUUCAGUUAGUUGGUGAACCACAUGCCGCGUCCGGCGAGGAGUGGUAAGUGGAAGUGAAUGUAAGGUUAGGGGUUCCGAACUCACUGAACAAAACGCCGGACUCAAAGCGUGUUUGAACCUAACACUCAGCACCCUCAAUGAAUUUUGAGUAAUUUAUUGAAGUUGUACAUAACUUAACGCUAUUGAAUAGCGCGGGAGAGUUGAAGGAAAUAAAAUAUGUAUUACUGAUAGAGUAAAACAACAAACUGAAACAGUUUUU
This is a messenger RNA of Orbicella faveolata, 1781 nucleotides long. RefSeq names its product FAD-dependent oxidoreductase domain-containing protein 1-like. Lineage: Eukaryota; Metazoa; Cnidaria; Anthozoa; Scleractinia; Merulinidae. Gene Ontology annotation, cellular component: cytoplasm. Gene Ontology annotation, biological process: mitochondrial respiratory chain complex I assembly. The record is from RefSeq and is a predicted model, not a curated record.